Molecule: messenger RNA, 2456 nt
Organism: Homo sapiens (human)
Lineage: Eukaryota; Metazoa; Chordata; Mammalia; Primates; Hominidae
Gene: ISYNA1
Product: inositol-3-phosphate synthase 1
Exons: 10
Coding region: 51-1931 (626 amino acids)
Biological process (GO): inositol biosynthetic process; phospholipid biosynthetic process
Cellular component (GO): cytoplasm
Molecular function (GO): inositol-3-phosphate synthase activity
Source: RefSeq, a predicted model, not a curated record
CCGCGCUGUCCGCCGCCGCUGCCUGAGUCGACUCUGCGCCGCCCGCCGCGAUGGAGGCCGCCGCCCAGUUCUUCGUCGAGAGCCCGGACGUGGUCUACGGCCCCGAGGCCAUCGAGGCGCAAUACGAGUACCGGACGACGCGCGUCAGCCGCGAGGGUGGCGUUCUCAAGGUGCACCCCACGUCCACGCGCUUCACCUUCCGGACCGCCCGGCAGGUGCCCCGGCUCGGGGUCAUGCUUGUCGGCUGGGGCGGGAACAACGGCUCCACACUCACCGCCGCGGUGCUGGCCAAUCGACUGCGUUUGUCCUGGCCCACGCGCAGCGGCCGCAAGGAGGCCAACUACUACGGCUCGCUGACUCAGGCGGGCACCGUGAGCCUGGGCCUGGACGCCGAGGGCCAGGAGGUGUUCGUACCCUUCAGCGCGGUGCUGCCCAUGGUGGCGCCCAACGACCUCGUGUUCGAUGGCUGGGACAUCUCGUCGCUGAACCUGGCCGAGGCGAUGCGGCGCGCGAAGGUGCUGGACUGGGGGCUGCAGGAGCAACUGUGGCCGCACAUGGAGGCCCUGCGGCCCCGGCCUUCUGUUUACAUCCCCGAAUUCAUCGCGGCCAACCAGAGCGCGCGCGCGGACAACCUCAUCCCAGGCUCGCGUGCGCAGCAGGUGCUGUCCCAUCCCGCAUCCCUUGCUUCCUGCCACCUGUUCUUCGCCACUUGGUUCCCUCUUUUUGCCCCACCCCGCGAAUCCAGGCCUCACUUGACACCCGGGGAACUGAGUAGCCCAGGCCUCUGUGAGUCCGAGAGUAUGUACAACCAACUUCCCUACACCCUCUCCAUCCUCCCCACACCCUCACCAUCCAACCCACAGCUGGAGCAGAUCCGCAGGGACAUCCGAGACUUCCGGUCUAGCGCGGGGCUGGACAAAGUCAUAGUGCUGUGGACGGCGAACACGGAGCGCUUCUGUGAGGUGAUUCCAGGCCUCAACGACACAGCCGAGAACCUGCUGCGCACCAUUGAGCUCGGUCUGGAGGUGUCGCCCUCCACGCUCUUCGCCGUGGCCAGCAUCCUGGAGGGCUGUGCCUUCCUCAAUGGGUCUCCGCAGAACACCCUGGUGCCCGGAGCUCUUGAGCUCGCGUGGCAGCACCGGGUUUUUGUGGGCGGAGAUGACUUCAAGUCAGGCCAGACCAAAGUCAAGUCCGUGCUUGUGGACUUCCUCAUUGGCUCCGGCCUCAAGACCAUGUCCAUCGUGAGUUACAACCACCUGGGCAACAACGAUGGGGAGAACCUAUCGGCGCCAUUGCAGUUCCGCUCUAAGGAGGUGUCCAAGAGCAACGUGGUGGACGACAUGGUGCAGAGCAACCCAGUGCUCUAUACGCCCGGCGAAGAGCCUGACCACUGCGUGGUCAUCAAGUAUGUGCCGUACGUGGGUGACAGCAAGCGCGCGCUGGAUGAGUAUACCUCGGAGCUGAUGCUGGGCGGAACCAACACACUGGUGCUGCACAACACGUGUGAGGACUCGCUGCUGGCCGCACCCAUCAUGCUGGACCUAGCGCUGCUGACCGAGCUGUGCCAGCGCGUGAGCUUCUGCACUGACAUGGACCCCGAGCCGCAGACCUUCCACCCCGUGCUGUCCCUGCUCAGCUUCCUCUUCAAGGCGCCACUAGUGCCGCCCGGCAGCCCGGUGGUCAAUGCGCUUUUCCGCCAGCGCAGCUGCAUCGAGAACAUCCUCAGGGCCUGCGUGGGGCUCCCGCCACAGAACCACAUGCUCCUGGAACACAAAAUGGAGCGCCCAGGGCCCAGCCUCAAGCGAGUUGGACCCGUGGCUGCCACCUACCCUAUGUUGAACAAGAAAGGACCGGUACCCGCUGCCACCAAUGGCUGCACCGGUGAUGCCAAUGGGCAUCUGCAAGAGGAGCCCCCAAUGCCCACCACCUGAGGCCCCGGUCACACAGUUUCUCGGCUCUUCCUCCCCGCUGCCCCCCACGACCCUACCUUGAAGGCCCCCACAAAUAAAGGCGCUGCCACUCAGCCCUCCUUCCACCUGGGGUUCUUGGGGCCUGUGACCUGACUCUGCCUCCCUCUACUUCCCCGACUCUUGAGCGCCCAGCUUCAGUCCCAUCCCCUCUGCCCAUGGUCAUCACCCCAACUCCCAGGGAGAGCCCAGAACCUGGAGCCUCGCUCUGCCCCCAGUUCUCAAAGGUGGGGCUAGAUGGGGGCGGGGACGGAACAAGACCACAGGGUGGAGAGUGUGGUGGCAGAAGGCCAAAGAGGGAAUCUGAGACAAGCUACCAAAAACCAAAACCAGCUUCCAUUUAUUUAUGGGCCCCACCCCCUGACGUCCUGGGGAGAGGGGCCCCCCAAAGAGCCUUUCUCUCUGGGACAAAAUACAAAUGGCAGGAAGGGUCCAUACAGAAAAGAACGUCUCUGAGGUCCUUGCGUUUUUAAUAAAAUGGUAAGAGUC